GAGGUACAUAAAAAUUGCCUCUUUUUUUCCUUCACGUCUCCGUCCGUAUAACAUGUUCAAAAAGUUUCUAGCAAGUCCGAGUCAUGGCGCUACCUAGCCGUUUUGCCUCUCUCAGCUACUGUUUAUUUAUUUAUUUAUUAUAAAAAAAUUCAGCGACAGCGGUAACUAUAGAUCACAAAACUAGCUCAAAAAAAGAAGAAAAAAAAGAUGGGGUUAGAGUCGUUUUCUAUCUCAUCAGUCUCUCCUCUCAUUCUGGCUAAAAGUAAUUGUUGUUCAGGAAGGGAAACAACUGCGAGAAGAAAUCCCAGAUGGGCGUUGACCCCCAAAUCCUCGAAUUUACAAAACGUAAAGUAUUCAUCAAGAAGAAGCUUGUGUUUAAACAGCGGGGAUGGUGGAAUUAUGAAGACGAACCCUCGAGGGAAUGGGGUCUUUGUGGGCGACAAAGACGGUGUCAUCAUUGUUGACCAUGGCUCACGUCGUAAAGAAUCAAAUCUCAUGCUCAAUGAGUUUGUGGCCAUGUUUAGAGAUAAAACUGGGUACCUAAUUGUGGAGCCUGCUCAUAUGGAGCUGGCUGAGCCCUCGAUAAGAGAUGCUUUUGGUUUGUGUGUUCAACAAGGGGCGAAUCGUGUGAUCGUGAGCCCAUUCUUUCUCUUUCCAGGACGACAUUGGCACCGGGAUAUUCCUACAUUGACUGAUGAAGCUGCUAAGGAGCAUCCUGGUGUCUCAUAUCUCAUAACUGCACCUCUUGGCUUGCAUGAGCUACUUGUGGAUGUUAUGAAUGAUAGGAUAAACUACUGUUUAAGCCAUAUAGCAGGAGAUGCAAAUGAAUGUGCAGUUUGUGUUGGAACAAGCAAAUGCAAGCUCUAUUAGUCUAACUGAAAACCAAGAGGCAUCUGGGAAAAUCGAAGAAUCUAUCAUGCUAUUGCUUUGCAGUUUUAAUUUAAGGAGCUGAACAAACAUAUGGAGCCAAUCAAGAAAAAUGCGUGACAAGUGGAUUAUACUGAGAGAUAUCGCUGGUGUUACUGCGGGACACAAACGAUCCUUUCUACAAGUUAUAGUUCAUGGCAUUUCAUGUGAUCUUCUAAUUCUGGCAUUCUCUGUUGCACUUUGCACUGGUGACACUGAUUUAAAAGAACUCUUGAAGCAUUGAUGUGGAUGUAAUUUGGCUGUUGUUCCUGGGAGUUGGAAUAGCUUGAAAUUUAUAUGCUUCCUGAAUAUGACCGACUGGAGUGUGAAAUGUUUCGGUAUGGUAAUGACCAUGGUGAACAUUUGUUGAUGUAUUUAUUCUUAUAGUGGUGCUGUGCAUUUCCUGAAAUAUAUUUUUAUUAUAUUCAAUGAAAAAUUUACACUCUUAUCUCGUGCUA
This is a messenger RNA of Populus nigra (black poplar), 1364 nucleotides long. Its product is annotated as sirohydrochlorin ferrochelatase, chloroplastic. The coding region runs from base 208 to 870 and encodes 220 amino acids. The transcript is spliced from 6 exons. Gene Ontology annotation, molecular function: lyase activity. The record is from RefSeq and is a predicted model, not a curated record. NCBI's taxonomy places the organism in Eukaryota, Viridiplantae, Streptophyta, Magnoliopsida, Malpighiales, Salicaceae.